Messenger RNA from Melanotaenia boesemani (Boeseman's rainbowfish), 954 nucleotides. It is a transcript of the gene tmem220, whose product is annotated as transmembrane protein 220. The transcript is spliced from 6 exons. Lineage: Eukaryota; Metazoa; Chordata; Actinopteri; Atheriniformes; Melanotaeniidae. The record is from RefSeq and is a predicted model, not a curated record. The coding region runs from base 145 to 729 and encodes 194 amino acids.
GACAGUUAAAAACCAUGAAAUGAGCUGGUGUAUGACUUAUAAAUCUCACAGUAGGCUUAAAUAACUUCAUUGGUAUCCAACAAACUCGCCACAUCUUUGGGAUGAUAUCGAGCGAACCCUUGCUGUUUUACCAGAUUAGCAGGGAUGAGUAUGUGCGUCUGCUUACUGACGACUGGACAUCCCGUACUCCCGGGCGGGGAAUUGACAGAAACAAUGAGGAAACUUUCUAACGAGAAAAAAACAACGCCGUGGCUUUUUGUUAUAUGGAAAAUCUGCAAUAUUUUAAUGUCGUUGUUUUUCGUUCUUGCUUCAUACGUGCAGAUCAACGAUCCAGACGCAGGAUUAUGGAUUGUGGGUUAUGGUGUACCUGCUGUCCUGUGUGCAUUCAUUGGCUUAAAACCUCAUGUGACAGAGACUUUACCCUGGAGGCGUAUCGCUGAUCUCCAUGUCAUGAUUUCCACUGCAGUUAUAUCCAUGUUGGGAUGGAAACUUUACACAGAGAGAGUCACAGACAUCUUCCAGCAGGAAGAGGGCAGAGAGUUUUCUGGUCUCAUGUUGACAGCUGUUUGGCUUCUGUUGUGUCGCCACUCUGGAAGAGCUCCUGUCGGGGUGCUACGAGUUUUCACGGCUGCUGCCAUCACAGUUUUCCCCUUUGUCGCCUGGCUUUACUACUACAUCAAUAAGGAGCUAAGAGAAAACUGGCCUUCACAUUGUAAAACUGCAAUUUAAAAAUCAGUUUCUUUCAUCUUGUGCCUCUUUUUUUUUAUUUUUUUUUUUUACUAAAAUUAAAAAUGCUACUUUUGUAAUACCAUGUAGAAAUACAUAAGAUCAUAAAAGUGUUCAUCCAAUGAUCAUUUGUCAGUAUUAAAAUGACUCUGAACCUCCAAUCUUUUGCUAAAUGAAGUACAAAAUGUAAAUAUUGUGAAAUAUAAUAAACAAUCUGAAUCAUAAAAA